This is a messenger RNA of Coregonus clupeaformis (lake whitefish), 3648 nucleotides long. Its product is annotated as zinc finger protein 572-like. Gene Ontology annotation, biological process: regulation of transcription by RNA polymerase II. Gene Ontology annotation, cellular component: nucleus. The record is from RefSeq and is a predicted model, not a curated record. NCBI's taxonomy places the organism in Eukaryota, Metazoa, Chordata, Actinopteri, Salmoniformes, Salmonidae. Gene Ontology annotation, molecular function: RNA polymerase II transcription regulatory region sequence-specific DNA binding; zinc ion binding; DNA-binding transcription factor activity, RNA polymerase II-specific. Bases 485 to 2728 code for a protein of 747 amino acids. The transcript has a single exon.
AGUAUUGCGCCUGCGCAUCAAUGUACUGCACUUGAGUUUGAAUAAUGAAGUCAUAGGCUGUGUUCGAGUGUCAAAACCGCUAUGUGUCAUGGGUACACUGUGAAUGAUUGACUGAUCUACAAAUAACAUUGAGUAGUUAUUUAUGAUACAAAGUUAUUUGUAGAUCAGUCAGUCUCGAUUCGCCUUUAAAAUCGGCUGCAAUGUCGAAUGCGCCCCUAGUUCGUACAAGAUUAAGUUAUGUAAACUCCCCUUUUUUUGUGACAAAAUGUGCAAUUCACACUCCGACCUGUGAAUGGCAGCAAUACACAACACAGCGUCUGGUCUGCCGGAAACUCACAAGAAGAAAUAAGUAAUGUAAACGUUAUCUAUGCUUGAAGUAUAAUUCCUACCGUGCAAUAGACACCGAAAUCGCGGAGAAAAAUCGACUAAAACAUACUUUAUUUGCUUGAUAUUGAGGAUACUACGUUGAUAGCUCUACCCCAAAAUGGACCUGCCGCUGCAAAUGGACAAUUUCAAUAGCACCAUAGAGGAUUGGGCUACAUAUAUCGAGAGACUUGAGCAGUAUUGCUUUGCUAACGAUGUAGAACAUGAAAGGAAAGUGGCGGUACUUCUAGGUGUAAUGGGAGCAAAAACAUAUAACUUGCUAUGUAGCCUUACAGCACCGACAAAGCCAGAAGAGAAGACCUUUAACGAGAUUGUACAUGUGUUACAGACUCAUCUACAUCCAAAGCCGCUGGUCAUAGCCGAACGUUUCCUAUUUCACAAACGGAAUCAGCAAAAGACAGAGUCAAUACCGGAGUACAUUGCGGAGCUCCGCCAGCUCUCGCAGCAUUGUCAGUUUGGACAGGGAUUGUCAGAUGCGCUCAGAGACAGGCUGGUAUUUGGGUUACACAACGAGAGCACACAGAAACGUCUAUUAUCAGAAAUAGAUCUGACAUUGGCGCGUGCAUUGGAGAUCGCCAUUUCAAUGGAAACUGCCGCAAAAGACGCAGGAGAGUUACAGAGGAAAAAUACAGUUGCAUGCACAGUGAACAAGUUUAACACCCGAGGUCAAGAGAAAUCACAGGCAUGCUUUCGGUGUGGUAAAAAGUCACAUGACCCCACCGAUUGCUGGUUUAAAGACAAAGACUGUAAACAAUGUAACGAAAGAGGACACAUACAGAUAAUGUGCAAAUCGAACCAGAGUGAUAAAAAGUCACCCAAAACAGGAAAGAGAGACGGAAAUGUGCAUCAGGUUACUGAAACUGAUUUAAAUGACUCUGAUAAAGAAGACUUGUCAUGUCUUGAACUUUUCUCUCAUAAAGAGACAGAUCGCAAAAUAAUCUGUGUGUCACCUGAGGUAGAGGGGGUGGCACUAAAGGACACAAUGUUUGACAGCAAAGACAGUUUACAUACAGACAGACAACUGCGUCAGAGAACUUUGGAGAAAGGGAAGGAAAUGGCCACAAUCUCUGAUGACGAUGAUGGUGAUGAUGACUAUGAUGGUGGUGACGAUUAUGGUGAUGAUGAUGAUUAUGGUGAUGAUGAUGACUAUGGUGAUGAUGAUUAUGAUGGUGGUGACAGUAGUUAUAAAGAUGGUGAUGAUGAUGCCUGUGACAACAGUUCCAAAACCAGAGACAAGCCCUACCACUGCAUAGACUGUGGUAAGAAUUUUACCAGAGUCUAUCAUUUAAAAAGACACAAGCAAACACAUAGCAAAGAGAAAUUUCACCACUGCUCCGAUUGUGGUGAAAGCUUCACCCGACCGGAACAUUUGAAAAAACACCAGCGAAGACAUAUGACUGACAAAUCAUACCAUUGCACUAACUGUGAUGAGCGUUUCUCUAAAGCAGCACAACUAAGAAGUCACAUGAAAGUGCAUGCCGGGGAAAAGCCUCACCUCUGCACCGACUGUGGGAAACUAUUCCAGUCGUUACACGCAUUUGAAAGACACCAGCAGAAACAUACUGGAAAGAUGCUUCACCAAUGCUCGGACUGUGGUAAAGUUUUUACCCGAGCCUAUCACUUGAGAAGACACCAGUAUACACACAAAGAGAAGUCCAAUCACUGCUCCGAUUGUGGUAAGAGCUUCACUCGAUUGGAACAUCUAAAAAGACACCAGCGGAAACACAAGGAAAAGACACGUUACCACUGCUCUAUGUGUGAGGAGAAGUUCUCUACACAGGCAAUGUUAAAUAGUCACCUGCAGGUACAUGUUGGAGAGCUACCUCACCAUUGCUCUGACUGUGGAAAGGCGUUCUCAGACAAAAGACAAUUUGAAAUCCACCAGAAUAGACAUCAGCGAAAAACUGUAAAAGAGAGGUCUUACCUCUGCAGUGACUGUGGAAUGACUUUCAGCAAGCCAAGCGCAUUUAAGGUGCACCAGAGAUCUCACACAGGAGAAAAACCAUACAGCUGCUCAGAGUGUGGGAAGAGUUUUGCCCAGUCCACCACACUCCGGAUCCACCUCCAGUGGCACGCUGGGGAGAGGGCCAGCUACUCCUGCCCUGUCUGUGGGAAGACUUUCUCUCGCUCUAACAGCGUGAGGAGACACCAGAUGGUUCACACAGGAGAGAGACCUCAUGAGUGCCCCUGCUGUGGGAAACGCUGCUUCCGACGGAGUGCUCUGAUCAUACAUAUGAGGAUUCACACUGGAGAGAAACCAUACAUUUGUUCUGAGUGCGGGAAGAGGUUCUCCCAAGAUGGCGACCGGAAACGACACCAGAUAAGACACCACCCUGACCUCUGACCUGAAGAGGACAGCAGGCACAGGCAGUCUUCAGUAGAGGCACACCAAUCCGAAAUCCACCAUCAGCCCCUACCCUCCUAGCUCAUACCCCCUAGCUCCUAUACCAGGGGGUAGCAAACUCAUUCCUGGACAGUCUAGUGGUUUUUAUUAUUUCCUUUCCAUUUGUGUCCAAUGAACACCUAGAAACGAGGUGAGGGGAGUUCCUAAUCAAAUACAAGGGAGGAGCGACAACUGGCAGACACUCGACCCUCCAGACAUUGAGUUUGACAUCCCUGCCCUCUACCCCCUGCUCCUAACAUCUAGCUCCUAACCCCUAGCUCCUACUCCCUAACUCCUACCCCUAGUUCCUACGCCUAGCUCUUACCCCCUAGCUCCUACUCCCUAGCUCCUACUCCCUAGCUCCUACUCCCUAACUCCUACCCCUAGUUCCUACCCCUAGCUCCUACUCCCUAGCUCCUACCCCUAGCUCCUACCCAGUAGUGAAAAUCUCAUAGAAUGUAACCAUGGGUGAACCAUUUCAUGUCAGGUUGUCUGUUUUGUUUGCUUUUCCAUUUCCUCCAUUAAUUAUACAGUGUAAUUUGAGAUGUGCUGUACUGUGUUCAGAGAACUGUCCUGUAGUUCUCCCUUUCUGUUAGACUCACACUUGCUGCUUUCCAAAUAACAUAUGACAAAUGUUUUAGCCACAGGGUAAUAAAUGUUUGUGAACCACUGUGUUAUUAGUUUGUGUUUCCAUGCAGUCACUUUGAGUCAAGUUUAACAACCAGUAAUACAUUCAUCAGUGCUUGUUUAUGUCAUUGCAAACCAGAAGGUGAUAGUUGGGGUGUGCUGAGUUAUCUGAGACUAGGAUUACACACAGUCCCUCUAUGUUUAUGUAUUCAGUAAGUAUUCAGACCCAUUCACCUUUUCCACAUUUUGUUACA